AUGGUAGAGUUUCCGAAGAACGGGAACAAGAGUUGGAGAACAACAACUAUUUCGUGUUAUUCUGGGUUUAAAGGCGCCUGUCUGAGCGGACAGAGAGAGCAACCUCCACCAGCUCCGGCGAGAAAGUAGAGAACAAAAUGGAAAUCCAAGCACUAGGGCAACGGCCUUAGAAGAGCCCUCUUCCCUUCCCCCAGGGUUCCACCGCCAUGGCCCUGAUUACUCCACACUGGUUCAUCUGGACCUCCUGCUCCGGGUCACACCGUGUAGUGCUGCUGGAUGGUGUCAAUGUCGAGCCCCUUCAGCUUCACCACUGAUUCCACGUGGCCCUUAAGAGUGUUCAGCUCCCGAAGCCUGGAAAGAUCAGCACGGAAGGAAAGUCGUUGACUGCUUCUUGGGAGCGAUUCUAUGGUGGUUAAUGAGCGGGCGGUCGUUGACUAUUGAGGCGGGAUUCGGGAUUGUCAUGGUGGUUAUGGGUUGAUCAGUCUAAUUGGAAGAAGAAAAGCACAGACCUUGCGAUCUCGGCUCGCCUCUUGGCCUGCUCGGCGAUCUCUGAGAGCUCUCGGUAGCUGCUCUUGUCGGAGAAGAGGGUGGCCGUUUGUGGGUUCUGGAGGCCGUGGAGGGUUCUCUGGGCUGUGGCCCACUGAGCCUCCCUUUCCUCUAUACCGUAGUCCUUCUUAGUGGUGAAGGCAAUCUGCAAAUAGACAGAGAGAGAGAGAGAGAAUUAAUCAUCUUCCUGGGUGUGGAGAACUGGAAGCGGAGGUGGGAGAAGCCAUACCCUGUUAUCUAG
Molecule: messenger RNA, 787 nt
Organism: Spirodela intermedia
Lineage: Eukaryota; Viridiplantae; Streptophyta; Magnoliopsida; Alismatales; Araceae
Source: the annotation of a GenBank genome assembly